AUAACGUCAACCAACGAAGACAUUCUUAUUUUGACACAUCAUUAAAACUUUUCAAUUGUCUUAGUAAAAAAUCUUGAUUUAAUAUUGAACGAAUUCUUAGAAAGCACAAAUAUUUUGUAUAAAUGAUAAUUGAUCAUUUCUAAAGAGUGUAUUACAUUUGUAACGUUUCAAACCAUGUACUAACAAUAUGGGGUAUGCAAUCCCUCUGCGUUUGUUACUAAAUCUUCCGACCUGUAACAAAAAUGAUAUGAAUAUUUUAAUAAAGCUGUGAACUUCGCCUAUACACGAUGUCAGAAGUUAAAGGAACGAAAGCUUUGGAAUUAUGGUGCAAACGGCUGGUGAAAGAUUGUCCAGAUGUUCAAAUUGAUAAUAUGACAACUUCAUGGAGAAAUGGAAUGGCUUUUUGUGCACUCGUUCACCAUUUUAGACCGGAUUUAAUAGAUCUAUCUAAAUUAAAACCGGAGAAUAUAUAUGAAAAUAAUGAACUAGCAUACAGAAUUGCUGAAAAACACUUGGGCAUUCCAGCUCUUUUGGACCCUGAAGAUAUGGUAGAGAAUGAUAUACCGGACAGACUGUCAAUUUUAACAUAUUUAUCCCAGUUCUACCAACGACUAGGGCAUACUGUGAACACAAAAGCAUCCGAAAGUGAGCCUAAAGUAUCAUCAUCAUCAACUAAUCAAGCAUCAACUCCGAUCAAAUUUGGAAAAGUGGCUCUAGAUAAAUGUGCUGCAUGUGGUUUGCCUGUCUACUUGGCACAAAGACUAAUGGUGUCACAGAAGUUGUAUCACAGGAGAUGUUUCCGUUGUUCGAAAUGCUCUGGCCAUUUGAACCCAAAAAAUUAUCAUGUCAUUAACUCAACUGAGUUUUCCUGUGAUACAUGUAAAAAUGAAAAAAAUACACCUAAAUUAAUUAACAACAAUGAUCAAAUAGGAAUGCUGGCAUUCAGUACUGAUGUGAAUUCAAGUCAAGGUCUUAAAAAUGAACAGCCAGUUAGUACAAAAACUUUACCAAGACCACAAUCAAUAUUAGAAAAAAUAAACAUGUUUGAAAAAAACAUAGGAAAAGACACCAAUAUACAGGAUAAAGUAGUAAAUAUUAGUUUAAAAAAUAAUUAUAAUGAUAAGUAUAAUGAUAUAGAAUUGUAUAAAUCAAAUGAACCUGUUAAGAUGGAUAGUCCAGAUAUGGAAGCAAUAAAUAAACAAUUUGAUUUAACUCACAUAGAAGAUAAUAAUUUACAAUUAGAGAGUGACAGUAUUUAUAGUAAAAAUUUGCCUGAAAAAUCUUACAGGAGUAAUAAAGACCAAUUCAAUUUUUUACAAACUCAAUUAUCUGAUGAGACUUUAGAUGCUGUUGUUACUUCCAACAGCCAAAAAGACGAUAAUGCUAUACAUAUCAAAGAUGACUGUGUUACAAAUAAUUUAUUAACUAAUCCUGAAGAAAAUGGCAUAUCACUCCAUUCCAUCCAAGAUGAAAAUAAUAUAACUGAUGAUAUUAGAUUAGCCCAAAAUAGUAUUAUUCCAGCAAAUAUAGACACGCUGUUACCAUCAAAUGAAUUACUUAACAAUAAUCAAGAAAUGACUAUAAGUGUACCACCAAGGAGAAAAAAGCAAAUCUUAAUUGAUAAGAAACAGGAUAGUAUGCUUGGAAGUGUAGAAAAUUCUCCAUCUAAAGCAACAACGCGACCGCCUAUUAAACCUCUUGAAGAAUACCCUGAUGACUUAAAUCCAUUUUCUGAUGAGGAUGAGGAGGAGCAUGAUGAAACUGAAAUGCCAAGAAGAGUAAGCACCAACCCAUUUGGGAGCAGUGACGAGGAUGAUGAUGAUGUUCCACCCAUUCAAUCACCACCUAAAGUACCUGAUAUUAAAUCAUCAACUCCUACGAACAAACUUAUUAAAGCCUACAAUCCUUUUUGGUCGGAUGGAGAGGAACCUUCUUCAGAUGAAGAAGCUUGUAAUAAGCGUUCCAAUAUGCACAAAUCGUCGAUAACGACAAGUACACCAAACCUCCCAGCGAGUACACCACGCCGGAAACCGAAAGCACCGCCGCCACCGCCAGUUAUCAUCGCUGAAUACUUAGACGUCCCUUCCACCUCCAUGGACGAUGUGGCCAGCAUAUCGUCAUUUAGCUCGCACACCUCCACAAUACACUCUGACCAGAAGUCCAUCGGCAAGUCAACCCCGAAGUUAAAGAAGAAACGGCCAGCGCCCACUCCUCCAGACAGUCUUUCAACGCUGUCAGGAUGUGGAGAAUCGUCUUUGGAAAAAGGCGUUGAUUUAUCAGAUUUACGCAACAUAUCGGAUGCAGCCCGUCGUGUGAAAGGCCCAGCGCCAGGGCUACCGCUCCCAGAACGGCGCGCGGUGAAGAUGCAGAUGACACCCGAACAACUGCAGGUACAGCUGGACCUUCUGGAGACUCAGCAACUGGGCCUUGAAAGACAGGGCGUCCUCAUAGAGCAGAUGAUCCGCGACAAGUGUGAGGGUGACGACGGCCCCACCGCGCCACAAGAGGAAGUAGAAGAUCUAGUAAUACAGCUAUGUGAACUAGUCAACGAGAAAAAUGAUCUGUUUAGGAAGCAGACGGAGCUAAUGUACAUUCGAAGGCAACAACGACUGGAACAAGAGCAAGCUGAUAUAGAGCAUGAAAUCAGGGUUUUGCAGUCACGGCCCGCUGUUAACAGAAUCGAUGCGGACAAGGUGCGUGAGGAACAGCUAGUGUCACGGCUGGUGCAGAUCGUGCGCCUGCGCGACGAAUUAGUGCAGCAGAUAGACGCCGAGCGACAACGCGAGCGUCAGGAGGACUGUGCUAUCGCCGCCUCCAUCGCAUCCAAGAGAGCUCAAAGGAAUAGCGAGUCUAAUAGUUCAUCUAUGAAAUCAGCCGAUGCAGUGUCGCCGGUGAAGAAAAACAAAGUAAAGGAUAAAGUUAAAAAACAAUUGAAAAAGGCUAAACACACGUUAUAUUCUAAGAAAAAAGACGACGACAAAACUGAAAAAGACAAGAAAUCAAAAUGAUUAUAAAUAAUAACACUUUUUUUAAUCUACUUCACUAACAUAGAUCUUUUAAGUUAAUUAUUUAAAUUCACAACUUGCAUUUUCAAUGCGGAAUUAAGGGUUAUUCCAAAUAAGCCGGAUAGUGACGUGCCGUUGACGCUACUUGUAAAUUUAUGCUCUCUGAGUUGCACGAAAGCAGCCGCUAAGUUCGCCUUUUUAGAAUUUGUGUUUUGCGUGGAAGAUUCCGGCUAAUUUGUACACACCCUCUAACUUAAACAUCGUGUCGAUAUAAAGACGCUUAAAGUACUUAAGAAGACUGAAACAUUCCAUAAAAAAUUUAGUUGUAUAAAUUAAAUGGUUAGAAAUUCUUGGAUAUCCAAAAAUUAAUUGUCUGCAUUGUAUGAAUUCAGCUAAAUUAAAUUAAAUUGCACUACAUAUAAUUACUAUAUUCCUAAGUUGAGAUGUAUCCAAGGCUGGUUGGAAGUAACUAUUUUAGAGAACUACCGUAUUCAUAAUAUUGAAAAAACUGUUCCGAAAAUUUUCUCGAAUCCGUAUUUUUUGAGAAAUUAACUGCACAAAUUUUACAAAAUACGCAGUAUAACAUAAGUAAAACGGAUAUAAUCGGAUAUGAUAUGAUUAUACAUACGUACAUUUAAAGUCAAACGGAGUAACAGAACACUAUGCCACCAGAAUAAAGAAUAAGGUACUAAAUAAAUAAAUAAUAUUAAAUCAGUUAACACACACGUUAACGCGCGCACUCACACACACUUAAAUGCGAUGUCAAUUCAUUUCAAUUAGUUAGGGUUGGCACAUUUUUUAAGGUUAUUUAUAUAUGAAUACUGACAUUUA
Messenger RNA from Pararge aegeria (speckled wood butterfly), 3836 nucleotides. It is a transcript of the gene MICAL-like, whose product is annotated as MICAL-like protein 1. The transcript is spliced from 14 exons. The record is from RefSeq and is a predicted model, not a curated record. Lineage: Eukaryota; Metazoa; Arthropoda; Insecta; Lepidoptera; Nymphalidae. Gene Ontology annotation, molecular function: protein binding. The coding region runs from base 288 to 3008 and encodes 906 amino acids.